This is a messenger RNA of Lagenorhynchus albirostris (white-beaked dolphin), 5762 nucleotides long. RefSeq names its product calmodulin regulated spectrin associated protein 1 (gene CAMSAP1). The record is from RefSeq and is a predicted model, not a curated record. NCBI's taxonomy places the organism in Eukaryota, Metazoa, Chordata, Mammalia, Artiodactyla, Delphinidae. The transcript is spliced from 19 exons. Gene Ontology annotation, biological process: cytoplasmic microtubule organization; negative regulation of microtubule depolymerization; neuron projection development. Bases 125 to 4927 code for a protein of 1600 amino acids. Gene Ontology annotation, cellular component: microtubule minus-end. Gene Ontology annotation, molecular function: calmodulin binding; microtubule minus-end binding; spectrin binding.
GCCACGGCCCGAGGCCUCGGCCCGCGACCCCUGGCUCGCCGCCCCCCGGCCCCGCGGGCCCCGGCUCGGCCGCGCAGCAUGCAGCAGCAACACCCGCGGCGGCGGCGACGGCGGCGGCUCUGAGAUGGUGGACGCGGGCGGCUGCCCGAUCGGGGAGGGCUGGAGGAGGAUGGAGGCCGCGCCCGACGGCGCCGUGGACAUCGUGCCGCUGGACCGCUACGACCCGGCGCGGGCCAAGAUCGCCGCCAACCUGCAGUGGAUCUGCGCCAAGGCCUAUGGCCGAGAUGACAUCCCGGAGGACCUCAGGGACCCCUUCUACAUCGACCAGUACGAGCAGGAGCACGUCAAGCCCCCGGUCAUCAGGCUGCUGCUGUCCAGCGAGCUGUACUGCCGCGUCUGCGGCCUCAUCCUCAGAGGGGACCAGGUGGCCGCUCUGCAGGGACACCAGGCUGUCAUCCAGGCCCUGUCCCGGAAAGGGAUUUACGUGAUGGAGAGUGACGACACCCCCGUGACGGAGCCCGAUCUCAGCCACGCGCCCAUAAAGAUGAGCGCCCACAUGGCGAUGGUGGACGCACUCAUGAUGGCCUACACCGUGGAGAUGAUCAGCAUUGAGAAGGUGGUGGCCAGCGUCAAGCGCUUCUCCACGUUCAGUGCCUCGAAAGAGCUUCCCUACGACCUUGAGGACGCCAUGGUCUUCUGGGUCAACAAGGUAAAUCUUAAAAUGAGAGAGAUAACAGAGAAAGAAGUUAAGUUAAAACAGCAGUUAUUGGAAAGUCCAGCUCAUCAAAAGUCUCCCUCCAAGUGGUACUGGAAGCUAGUGCCCGUGCGCUACCGCCGAGAGCACCUGUCAACGAGGCAGCCACCCUACUUCCCGUUGUUGGAGGACCUGAUGCGGGAUGGCAGCCACGGGGCUGCUCUCUUGGCCGUGGUCCACUACUACUGCCCGGAGCAGAUGAAGCUGGACGAUAUAUGCUUGAAAGAGGUGACGUCGAUGGCGGACAGCCUGUAUAAUAUUCGGCUUCUGAGAGAAUUCUCAAAUGAGUAUCUGAACAAGUGCUUUUAUCUCACUCUAGAAGAUAUGCUGUAUGCUCCCUUAGUGUUGAAGCCAAACGUUAUGGUUUUCAUUGCCGAGCUCUUCUGGUGGUUUGAGAAUGUCAAACCAGACUUUGUUCAGCCCAGGGAUGUUCAGGAACUGAAAGAUGCUAAAUCAGUAUCGCACCCGCGAAGCGCUCGGCCUCCUGUUCCCAUCUCCAACGCCACCAAGCGCAGCUUCCUGGGCAGCCCCGCGGCGGCGAGCCCAGCCGAUCCGCAGCCCCCCACGCAGCUGCACCACCUGCACCUCGAAGAGCCUGAGCUCUUGGGGAAAGGGGCCUCUGCCUUUAGCCCAUCGCAUCCGUUGUUGCCACUGAGACAGAAACAGCAAAAGACAGUGCAGGGAGAGGACCCCGCUGACCAGCGACACCGAUCUAAUUCCUUAACCCGAGUCGACGGUCAGCCCCGAGGGGCAUCAGUAGCGUGGACAGAAAAAAAAAACAGGCCUGCGUCUCAGCCAGCGCCCUUUGCUCUCCAUCACGCUGCGAGCUGCGACGUGGACCCAGGCUCUGGCGACAGCGUCAGCCUGGCCCGCUCCAUCAGCAAGGACAGCUUGGCAUCCAGUGUCAUUCAUCUGACCCCGCAGAACCAGCCCCAGCCCGCAGCCCUCAGGACCGAUGGAAGAAGCCUCCUGAACAAUGUCAGUAUUGAGGACGAGGGUGAGGAGCUCCUGGCCAUCGUUAGGACGGAUGCGGCUCACCAGGGCGCCGAGCCCGGCCUGAUGGCAGGUGCCAGGUCUCCCCAGAGGCUGGCGGAUGCCUUAGAAAGUCAGCCCGACAGUUUCUUCCUGGAGCCACUGAUGCCGGCCGUGCUCAGGCCAGCCAAGGAGAAGCAGGCGGUCACCAAGGAGGAUGAGUGCGGAGAGGGGCGGCCGAGGGGCUUCACGUCCAGGAGGUCCGGCGAGGGCCACCAGCCUCCUGGGCGGAAGAAGGCGCCUGGCAGUCACGUCAGUCGAGACUUGAAUAGGACUUUCACCCCCAUCUCCUGUUCAGAGCUUCCCAUGGGCUUCGGCCCCGCGCCCACUGAGGCGGGGCCGCCUGCAGUGGGGGACGCCCGUGGCGGGCCUCCGGCCGGCGGCGUUUCCAGCCUGCCGUCUUGGGGACUGCCAGCCGACGGCUUCUUCCUUCACCUGGGCAGAGCCGACGAGGACGUGGAGGGCAGGCUGUCCGCGAGCUGUGCGCAGAGCCCCUGCGCCCUUGGCCCGGAGGCCUGGGCCAUCCUGAGGCAGGACUCCGACUCAGACAUCACAGACCUGGAGGGGGCCGAGCAGGCCUUCGCCGGCGAGGACUGCCCCGUGCUGGGGCCCGGGUACGCUGGGGAGGAGGAAUCGGCGAAGCUGCAGGAGGACCUGAAAGUGAAGGAGCACGAGGGCAAGGACGACGCCAGCGGCCGCUCCAGCCCGUGCCUGAGCCAGCUCAGCAGCGGCUCCGUGGCCGGCGGGAGCGUGAAGAUGACCAGCUUUGCCGAGAAGAAGCUUCACAGGCUCAACAGCUGCGAGACCAAGUCAAGCACGAGCAGCUCCCAGAAGACCACGCCCGACGCCUCGGAGAGCUGCCCGGCCCCGCUGACCACGUGGAAGCAGAGGGGCGAGCAGAGCCCGAGCUGGCAGGGCGGGGACCAGGCCAACCUGCUGGCCUCCGAGCUGGUGCAGCUGCACAUGCAGCUGGAGGAGAAGCGCCGGGCCAUCGAGGCGCAGAAGAAGAAGGUGGAGGCGCUGUCGGCGCGGCAGCGCCUAAAGCUGGGCAAGGCAGCCUUUCUGCACGUGGUCAGGAGGGGCCGGGCCGACGCCGCCCCUCGGCCACUGAAAGCGGGGGCCUCGGCGGGAGGGCACUCUCAGCACAACGGGGACGACCUCGAUGGCGUGUCCCGGGUGGGAGACCUGCUUGGCAAGGAGGAGGGCAGGGGAGACCUCCUGGGGCCCCCCGACCUGGACGGAGAGGACCUGGCUCUGGUCCAGCAGCAUCAGCGCAAGGACCCCGCCGCCCUCCCCGAGCUGGAGCGGAGCAAGGCGCUGUCAGCGGUGCUCCUGGAGGCCGUCGAGGGCGUGGACGUGGGCGUGGACCUGGGCGAGUGCGACCUGUCCAUUGAGAAGCUGAACGAGACCAUCAGCACGCUGCAGCAGGCCAUCCUCAGGGUCUCCCAGCAGCAGGAGCAGCUGCUGCUCGCGUCCCCCACGCUGCCCGCGCCGGCGGGCCCCAGGAACAGCUCCCAGGACCCCAAGGUCAAGGGGGCCAUACACUUUGGCGAGCCGCUCUCUCCGACGGCACUGGCCGGCCACCGCAAGGCCCCUCGGCUCGGUCCGGGUCGGAAUUCCCGUUCGGGAAGACCGGCCGAGCUGAAGGUGCCGAAGGAGCGAGCGCAGGGUUCCUCCCGAAGCAAGGCCCUCACACCCGGUGUCGAGGCCGCCCCUCGCUUACGGUCCUUCUCCCCCCGGACGCCCUCUGACCCGGGCUGGGACGGGGUCGCCGACCCUGGGAGUGACCCCCACGAGGAGUGCUGCUUCGCCGGUUACAGGCUCCACGAUGAGAACAACCAGCGGACAUUUGUCUCGGCCUCCCCCAGGGAUGCCAGCGUCACCUCGGAACAGAUGGGCUUCAGGGAGGCUCUGGAAGACGGCAUGAGGGGGGCGGGGCUCGCCGCCCUCAGCGGGCCAGGAAAGGGGGGCGCGGCCCUGGACGGGCCCCCGAGGAGCAAGGCUAGCCUCAUCGAGGUGGACCUCUCCGACCUGAAGGCCCCCGACGAUGACGGGGGGACAGAAGGCCGCCACAGCUCCGCGGACCUCGCCAGCGAGGGCGACCAGAAGCCGGGGGUCGGCUUCUUCUUCAAGGUGGCGUCUGCCCUGCAGGACGAACAGAAGGCAGAUGACGAGCUCGCCAGGAAGCGGGCGGCCUUCCUUCUGAAGCAGCAGCGCAAAGCCGAGGAGGCCCGCAUGCGGAGGCAGCAGCUGGAGGUGGAGGUCGAGCUCAGGAGAGACGAGGCACGGCGUAAAGCGGAGGAAGAUCGGAUCCGCAAGGAGGAGGAGAAGGCGCGGCGGGAGCUCAUCAAGCAGGAGUACCUGCGGCGGAAGCAGCAGCAGAUUCUGGAGGAGCAGGGCCUGGGGAAACCCAAGUCCAGGCCCAGGAAGCCGCGGCCCAAGUCCGUGCAUCGGGAGGAGCCCGGCAGCGAUUUGGGACCCAAGAGCACGCCCCCACCGGAUGACCUGAGCCGGGCCCAGUCGGGCUCCAGCCUGUCCUUGGCCUCCGCAGCGACCACAGAGCCCGAGAGCGUGCCUUCGGGGGGCACGCCUUCCCAGCGCAGAGUCGAGUCCCUGGAAGCCUUGCCCAUCCUGAGCCGCAACCCCAGCCGGAGCACCGACAGAGACUGGGAGACGGCGUCCGCCGCGUCCUCCCUUGCGUCGGUGGCCGAGUACACAGGUCCCAAGCUGUUUAAGGAGCCUAGCAGCAAAUCCAACAAGCCGAUUAUUCACAACGCCAUAUCCCAUUGCUGUCUGGCCGGAAAGGUGAAUGAACCGCACAAGAAUUCGAUAUUAGAGGAGCUGGAGAAGUGUGACGCGAAUCACUACAUCAUACUGUUUCGUGAUGCUGGCUGCCAGUUCAGGGCACUUUAUUGCUACUAUCCUGACACUGAAGAAAUCUACAAACUAACUGGCACGGGGCCAAAGAGCAUCACCAAGAAGAUGAUCGACAAACUGUAUAAAUACAGCUCAGACCGAAAACAGUUUAACCUGAUCCCGGCCAAAACCAUGUCCGUCAGCGUGGACGCGCUCACCAUUCAUAACCACUUGUGGCAGCCCAAGCGGCCCUCGGUGCCAAAGAAGACGCAGACUCGUAAAUGACCCUGGUGCGGCAGGAGUCUGAGGACGCGCCGGCCAGGUCGAUAUUUAUUAUUUUCAUCCUUUUGGGUACGAAGUGUGCAGAAUCACAGACCUUUUUCAAAGAGACUUCUAGACAACACGAGAAAACCCUCCCUUAGGUCCCAGCACACAGGACGGCAGGUGGAGCUGGAGUGAGGACUCAGCUCCGUUUCCAGCAGCUCGCGGCUGCUGUGGUCACUGCUACGCGGAGGCUCCCAGACGAGGGGCGCGUGCCCAGGAGCUCCGGGCAGCGGAUUCCUUUUACUUGAAGUUCUCCUUCGGUGUAAAUUAGAAGUGAUUUCCUUUGCUUUCUUGCCUCUCACCUCACCCCCUUUUGCACAUGACCUGACAGCCGUCUUGCUGGCCAGCUGUAAUCUCGCGAGAUGAUAGGACUGAGACUUGAUCUUGGGUCAGGGUUUUUGAAUGUCUGUAGGGAAGGAGCUCGUGUUGGGGAAGUCGUUUUCAUUUGAGAAACUGUAUAUUUAUUGAUUGUGUCUACUGCCAACGUUUAUAUCCAAUUCUAAGAUUUCUGAAAAAAAUUCUUGUUCCUUGCUGCUCAGAAAAAGUUUACUGAAAAUACCAGUUCACUAAAAGCACUGAAAUCUGCAAAGUCUGUCUUCUGCUAAAAUAACGUUUACAAGUACGGAGGGGUUCUCGCCGACACGCGAUCACGAGGAUGGUGAAUGGUACUCUCGCUGGUGCCUGCCUAGUUGAAAAUAGGAAAAGCUGAGCCGAUUACAGCCCGCGUUCAUUACGUUUGGGAUGGUGUGCUCCCGAUUUGUUCACUUUAAUAAAGACAGAUUUUGGUAAAGUAGAA